Molecule: messenger RNA, 1865 nt
Organism: Clarias gariepinus (North African catfish)
Lineage: Eukaryota; Metazoa; Chordata; Actinopteri; Siluriformes; Clariidae
Product: C-C chemokine receptor type 4-like
Exons: 3
Coding region: 278-1348 (356 amino acids)
Biological process (GO): immune response; chemotaxis; G protein-coupled receptor signaling pathway
Cellular component (GO): membrane
Molecular function (GO): chemokine receptor activity
Source: RefSeq, a predicted model, not a curated record
CUCCCGAUUGAGUGGUCGUAGUAGCCUUAAUGUGGGAGCCCCCUAGUAAUAUGAUGCUAAAGGAAAACAUUUUAUUUACUCUGCAUUUAUUACUUAAAACUCUUCAUUAGAAAAAGAUAUUUCGGUUCUCUUUUCUUUAAAUACAUUUUUAAGAUAAAAUAACUGUUUCUGGCAACAAGACAAAAACCCCGCCUCAGGAAAUCGCAGUUCAGUCUCUUUUUAUAUACCAGUAUAUACAGGCUGCUUUUACAAGUCACUCAGUAGUGAUAUAUGAAAUAUGGCUACAACAGACACCAACAUGACAGCAACCAAGGAGAUCAUUUUUAACUGGAGUGAUUACUCGCCCUGUAAUACUCUUAGUGAUAUGGCCUUCAGUCAAGUCUUCCUCCCUUCCCUGUACAGCAUCGUCUUCACCGUUGGUUUAAUAGGCAACGGCCUGGUGGUGGGUGUCUUGGUAAAGUUUUAUAAAGGGGCCACUAUGUCAGAUCUGUGUCUCUUCAACUUGGCCAUUUCAGACCUCCUCUUCCUGAUCUCAUUGCCUUUCUGGGCACACAACGCUGCCAAAAAUGAGUGGAAAUUUGGAAGCUUCAUGUGCCAAACACUGACAACGUUUUUUAUGCUGGGAUUCUAUGCAAGUAUCUUCUUCAUGAUCCUCAUAACUGUAGACCGUUAUGCUGUCAUUGUGCAUGCCCAUAAUUUUCUUUUCUCCAAGCAUCGAUCUGUCAGAACUGGCAUAGUCCUGGCUGUGUUUAUUUGGACACUUAGCUUAGUGGCUUCUUUGCCAACCAUCAUUUUCACACAAAUGAAACAUGAAUCAAAUGUAUUCAUAUGCAAAUUGGAGUAUGAAGAAAAAACAACAUGGAACCUUAUCUCUCACAUUGAGCUCAACCUCCUUGGAUUGAUUAUUCCCCUCUCAGUGAUGGUGUUCUGCUACUCGCGCAUCAUCCCAAUCAUAAUGACAAUAAAGUCCCAAAAGAAACACAAAGCUGUCAAGCUUCUCUUGGUCUUGGUCACUGUUUUCUUUCUUUUCUGGACACCCUACAACAUUGUUGUCUUCCUGAAGUUCCUGCAUCAGUUGGGCUACAUGCAAAGCUGUAAAUGGUUUCAGGACUUGAACAUGGCUAUGCAGUGGGUGGAAACCAUCGCCUUCAGUCACUGCUGCCUCAACCCCAUAAUCUAUGCCUUUAUGGGGCAGAAAUUUAGGAAUUUAUUUAUAAAGAUCCUGAAAGAGUGGUUUCCCUGUUGCUUUGGCCAAUGUUUAACAGCUGAGCGUGAGAUCUCAGAAAUGAGCAAUUUGCCCUCACACACCUCAGUAACUUCCUGUAUGAUGAAAAAUUCAAAGGUUUAAAUGUUAUCACAUGUUAUCUAUUUUAAGUAAAAUUGCAAAGUACUGUCAUAAGGUACAUUUUUUUUUUUUUUUAAGAGGGUGAUAUUCAUUAAUAAAUGCCAGGAGAAGGAUGUUGCCCUUUUUGUUUCUUGCCCUUUUACUCCUGGUUUUGCUAGCAGUGUAUAUUAUAUAAUUCUUAGCCAAUGGUUAACCCCAUUAUUUCUUUUCUUCAAACACGAUUCAUAUUGUACCACACAUUUUUUAUUACAUCACUGUACCACGAAUGUAUUUAAUGAUAUUAUCUUUACUAUAUAUUAUGUUAUGUUAUAUGCAAGUCACAUAACUAUUACAUUCACAUUAGUAUCUAUUUUCAUGCAGACCACAGGAAAAGCAAUGCUUGCGAUAUCAAUCAGGCUGCAUUCUCUCAAAACUCUUGACACAGUGACACAAAUCCUCUGGAGACAUUUGCUGUGAAUACUGAGUUGUUAAAAAAUUGCUGCAGUCUUACAUCAAAAAUAAAAUAUGCAGUACAGCCUCA